CAUAUUGCACCUGUAAAAAAAUAAAAUUGUUAAGAUUUCAACCUACUAUCUACCACCAAAGAACCAACCAAACGGGACAUAUACCUAGGGCGUUGUUAACCAAUCAGUUUGUUAUUUUUUUCAAAAAAUAACAAAUCUAAACACCAAGUCUAUUCUGUUAGACUAGAUUGAUACAACAACAAACAAGUAGCGGGAUAGAUACUACUGUAUCACCUUGUUCGUUAACUUUACGAUUUUAGGAUUGCUAUAUAUACCCAACACAUGUAGAGUUGUAUAGUGUUUAUGUUUUGUUUUGCUCUUUCUAUCUAUUACCAUGGAAAUUGAUCUUUCUCCCCAAUUGGCCAAGAAGGUGUACGAAAGCAAUGGUGGGUCUUACCAUGCAUGGUCCCCUUCUGAGCUCCCCAUGUUGCAUGAAGGGAACAUUGGUGCUGCCAAACUAGCUCUUCAAAAAAAUGGUUUUGCCCUUCCUCAAUACUCUGACUCUUCCAAGGUUGCAUAUGUUCUCCAAGGAAGUGGAGUUGCUGGAAUUGUGCUCCCUGAAUCGGAAGAGAAGGUUCUUGCAAUCAAGAAGGGUGAUGCUUUGGCACUCCCUUUUGGUGUGAUAACCUGGUGGUACAACAAGGAGGACACUGAGUUGGUUGUUCUGUUCUUAGGUGACACUUCCAAAGCCCACAAGACUGGUGAAUUCACUGAUUUUUACCUAACUGGUUCCAAUGGAAUCUUCACUGGAUUCUCAACUGAGUUUGUGGGAAGGGCUUGGGACUUAGAAGAGAAGGAUGUGAAGACCCUUGUUGGGAAACAAUCAGGCAAUGGCAUUGUGAAGCUUGAAGGGAACAUCAACCUUCCUGAGCCCAAAGAGGAACACAGAAAGGGCAUGGCAUUGAACUGUGAAGAGGCUCCAUUGGAUGUUGACAUCAAGAAUGGAGGAAGGGUUGUGGUGUUGAACACCAAGAACCUUCCUUUGGUUGGUGAGGUUGGUCUAGGAGCAGACCUUGUGAGGCUUGAUGGAAAGGCCAUGUGUUCCCCUGGAUUCUCCUGUGAUUCUGCUUUUCAGGUUACUUAUAUUGUGAGAGGGAGUGGUCGUGCUCAGGUUGUUGGUGCUGAUGGUCGCAGGGUUUUGGAGACCACAGUGAAGGCCGGUAAUUUGUUCAUUGUGCCAAGGUUUUUUGUUGUCUCAAAGAUUGCUGACUCUGAUGGAUUGGAGUGGUUCUCUAUCAUCACUACCCCCAAUCCUGUAUUUACUCACCUGGCUGGAAGUAUUGGGGCGUGGAAGGCUCUUUCACCCACUGUUCUGCAGGCUGCUUUCAAUGUAGAUGCAGGACUUGAGCAACUCUUCCGUUCAAAGAGGAAUGCUGACGCCAUUUUCUUCCCUCCUCCAAAUUAAAUUAGCGUUACUAUGCUUAUGAUGUUUUUCUAGUUUGAAUUAGUUUCAGGUUUUUAAUCCAGUUCUUCAUGAGUAGUAUUUACAUUUCUUUUGGGUUUGUAAGGAAUUGAUUAUUGUUGCCUUGUUUUUUUAAUCCAAAGUUUAUUUUAAUCCUUCCUUAUACCUUGUAGUUAUUUUUUUAUGAAUCUUGUUAAGGACGCACUUUAAAAAAUCAUUCAGAAAGUGAUUUCCUUUUGAAGCCAAGACUAAUUUCUAAAAAAUUUAAGAUCAAAAUUAAUUUAUUUUUAAGAAGUUGAAAUAAUAAUAAUUCUGAAGUGACAAGUCAUUUUUCGACCGGAAUAUAAGGUGAACACUGAAAAUACUGAAUAGUAGGUUCGUUCUGUAUUUUAUGUGGUGAUGAUGAGACAAAAUGGCACCAUUGAAGUCACUGGAGAAAGAGUAUCCACUCAUUGACUCUAAUUUUCAAACCUUCUGCGCCUCCCACGGCAUUUUCUCUGGUUCCGUUCCCCUUUCUCUAGCAGGCCAGGGUUACCUAAUUCUUGUUUUUUUUUAAAAAAAAAAAUUAAGUUUAUGCUCUGCUAAUUCUGUUAUUAGGUUAAUUAAUAGUAAUAACUUUGAGCAUGUACUAUUCAGGGAAUUGACCAGCUUAUCUCAAUAAUAGACGCUCUUCAUCCACCAUUGCUAAACGGUUUGCAGCUCUUGGAAGAUGCUCAGUGUUUUGUCCACUGGAUGUGAAGGGUACUUUCACUUCAACGUAUAUAUAUUUCCUGUUAUGUUGUUGAAAAUGAGUUUUAUUUCAAUUGCAUGCUACAAGAGGGGUCAAAUGAGAAACUCAGCCAAAUAGGCCCUAUGUAUAAGAAAAUGCGUGCAUGCUGCACUAGGCUAGGCA
Glycine soja is the source of this 2273-nucleotide messenger RNA. RefSeq names its product legumin type B-like. The record is from RefSeq and is a predicted model, not a curated record. Lineage: Eukaryota; Viridiplantae; Streptophyta; Magnoliopsida; Fabales; Fabaceae. The transcript has 4 exons. Gene Ontology annotation, molecular function: nutrient reservoir activity. The coding region runs from base 314 to 1384 and encodes 356 amino acids.